AUGCAUCGACGACAGAACGAUGUCCUCCUAUCCAUGGCUGAUGCAGGCUUGUUGCGACGAGUCUGCAUGAACUUGUCCCUGUACAACAUUAAGUACGGACCCUGGCUGAAAGGAGGAUGGUUUCGCAUGCUGCAAGAGACAGCGCAUCAGCUGAGAGACAUGCCCCGGAACGACCCGCUUCUACUCAAGUUCUGGCCGGACAUACUCAAGGAUCGUGGUUUCUUGCUAGAGGACAGCCAGACGGGCCGCGACCACUUCUUGAAGACGCUGCGAAGCCAACAAUUCUUGACGAGCAAAGGGCCGGUUGCAGCCACCACUAAGUUCAACAGCAUCGCCAGUGCUCAUCGUCUCAUCGACUCACAUUGGUCCAGCCAAGCCUUCGUCAUGACUGCGACUUGCAUGGUGCAGGGUUGGGUACAAUUCGCCGAUCGGCUGUGGUGUCCCGAUGGUACAGUCGACAAGGAGGCCGACGAGGGCCUCAGUCGAAGCAAGGCCAAGCGGCAAGCAAAGGAGAAGUUGGAGCAGCUUCGGAGUCGGGCUGUAAACUCCUUGCAUGCCAUGACCAAGUACAUGAACGACGACUGCAUCAAAAGCGAGAGCAGAAUCAUCGCUGCUGUUCUGGAGCCCGAGUCGGCAGCAGCAUCAAAAAUGCUGCAGGAAAUGCGAGGUUCCGGGAAGACCCUGGAGUACUUGGUUUCCUGGGCGCAUGGAGGGUGGCUGGACACAGCGAAAUCACAUCUGCAGCUCCUGACGGACACCCAUGCGCUGGACAGGAUCGGGCUUUGUAUGGCCUGGAACAAAGACUGCCAGCCAGGAGAGGUGGACUGGGACCUAGCCAUGGCGACGAAAUUGUGGAAGUUCACUUUGAGCAUCUUCAAGUUUCGGGCUGGAAGCAACCUGUGGCACACCUGGGGCCCAGGAGCCUCUGCCGGCUUGCUGGGAGAGACUGAGGAGAAAGUGUGUUUCAGCUUGCAGUGGCAUCGGGAUCUCUUCGGUGCUGUGCUGGCAGUAAAAGAGAAUGGGCCCCAUGCUGCCCAGGCCCUCCUACAGCACAGCAUGUGCGAGGAAGUCUGGAUAAAGCACGUUUUCCACUGGCUUGCUCAAGCGAAUUUUCGAGAAGUGCCCGAGGGGUUGGACAGUUUGUUGCGAAAGGUCUGGGGUGGUCUUUUGAACAGCAAGCUCGUGGAGGAUGCGAACAAAUUCCAAAGACAGCAUGAGGAUAGGAGCAACAAUGCUAAAACGUUGCCCUUGGGAGAAGCCUGGCACUGUGUGAGCCAACACGAGGUCUUGAAGGCCUACGAAAGACAGGAGGUCAAAGCCCGAAAGCAGUACAAUGUGCCUGCAGACUUCGACGUCGAGGGUAUGCGCCGACCUCAUGCAGAUCGCACUCGUCAGAAGACGCCAGAAGAACAAGCAGAUUUUGAGUUCGUGCAGGGUGUGACUGGAACUCAGACAUGGCCGGCGUUCACACCAGAGAGCGAACAGCGAAUUUUCUGUCGGCUGGCCUUGCUGGUGCACCUGAACAAGAGAGGCCAGCAGUGGGAGCUCGCCGAGAAAGCAUGGAUGUCGGGUUUGCUGCCUCCUGGGAUUGUCUUCCUGUACCAGAACCGACCCCACAUGGUCCUGAGGACCUAUCCACAGGGAUGCCUGCUUUGGCCUUUGACAACCAGACCCUUCAGUGGCAACCUCGAAUUCGACAAUUCAAUUUACCAGCUGACCUGGGGCUUCUUGUUUUCUCUGGAAGGAUGCUUCGCGCAAGAGCUUUCUGUGCUGGUGCCAGUUCAAGGGUGUCGCUCGGAUAGGUCGGGCCUGCAGCUCAAGCCAGGCCUUCAAAAACUCUUGCUGCAAUUGGGCGAGGGUUUGCUCAAGCAGCUGGCGCAGCAUCUCGGGUACGAGGAAGCACCGCCGAACGCAGAUGAUCAAGAGGUUGCAACAGCGGUUCAUCUUAUGGUCAACCUGGACCCCAGUCUGCAAGAACACGAGGUGCUGGACAGAGUGAAGUUCAGAAACGAGGCAGAUGAAGGGGGGGUGGAAGGCAUGACAGAAGAGCUUGCUCUUGCAAUGGAAGACACGAUGAGACAGCAAGAGAAGCAAAAAAUCUUGAAAGGGCUCGAGCGAAAGUCGAGGCCAGUCGCAAGUCUCGCCGAGAUCGCCAAAGCGAGCUUCCACAGCAGCUACGACCAGAUACCAGUGGAAGUGGCCAGAAAGGCUGUGCUGGAGCGAAAAGCCAGAGAAUCGGCAGAACGAAAGAAACAAGACGAGCAAAAAGCCCGAGAAGCAGCAGAGCAAAAGAGAAAAGAAGAGCAAGAAGCCCGCAGAAGUCCUGGCUUGCCACAGGGCGGGGCCCAAGCGAAAGCAAAUCCAAAGAAGCGAGGAAACCAACCUGCUGCCGAAAGCCAGGAUCCCAAGAAAGCCCGGAUGUAUGCCGGCCUGGAUUCGGUCGCCGAUGCGAAGCUCCGAGAACACCUCCCGAGCUGCACGGCUGUAUUUUCCGAUGUGAAGAAUGGCCGAUGGCGAACCACAUUCAAGAUCGCUGGAGCCCAGGCCAAGCAGAAGUCUUUCAGCUGGACAGCUGUGGGGCCAACUGAGGCAGCAAGGGCAUGCUUAGAAUGGAACUGGUAG
Symbiodinium natans is the source of this 2622-nucleotide messenger RNA. The record is from the annotation of a GenBank genome assembly. NCBI's taxonomy places the organism in Eukaryota, Dinophyceae, Suessiales, Symbiodiniaceae.